AUGAGUCGAAGUGGAUUCGAUGAACCAUGGUUUGCCCGGACGACACCCACGGUGCGUCCGGAUACACCGGGUGGGCAAGCGAGCCCGUUCUUGGCCGCACGGGCGCCGUUCCUGAAGGUGGAUGACGAGGUGCAGGCCAACGUAGCACAGCAAGGACAGGUGCAGCAGCCGUUGUCACAGCCCCAAACCCAGCAGAUCUUGCAGCUGUACAACUGCUUCAUGGUUUCCCUCAAGGGGAACAAGUCGACGGCGCCCAAUCAGGACAGGGCAUCCAUCGUGAACUUUGGAAAGGUCGAGCUGCUCACUCUUUGUGACGGUCACGGAGAGGUGGGCCAUGACGUUGCCGAAGUCUGUUGCGAGGUCUUGCCCAAGCUGCUGUUGCAGCACGUGGCGCGGGUGGAGAGCGGAAUGUCACCAGGAGUCCCAAACGCAGCGAGAAACCCUCAAGAGGCAGCGGCUGCUCUCAGCGAUGUGUGGUGCGAGGCAGCUGUUCAAACAUUUCUCGAGAUGCACAGGCUCACUGAGGCUUUAACUGCUUUGUCAUUGGACGGAGAGGCCGGAAAGGCGGUUUCCUUCGAUGCGCGUUGUAGUGGUGCGACGGCCACAACGUUGGUGCUCUCCAACGACAGGAUCUUUGUGGCCCAUGUGGGAGACUCCCGUGCGGUUCUGGGCUUCCAUCCACCCGGAGGGCAGUGGAUGGUCAGAGAGCUAACCAGGGACCACAAACCCGAACUUCCCGAAGAAAGGAGUCGAAUUGAAAGAACCGGGGCGCAGGUCAUCUCGGUUGGGCAGCAGCCCAAUGUCACUUGCCGGGUUUACAGCCACCAGCAGGCCUGGCCUUCCAUCAACAUGUCGCGAUCUCUUGGGGAUCUGCAUGCACAUUCCCAGGGCUUGAUCGCGGAGCCUGAGGUGAAUUUGAUUGAGCGCUCAUGGGAUGCUUCCUCUCGAGCGGUCGUCAUCGUUGCUUCCGACGGGCUUUUGGAUGUCAUCGACAGCUUCACAGCGGUCACAAUGGCCUGGGAGUCCUUUGAGAAAGGUACUGAUCCCGGCCACGUCUUGUCACAGGAGGCUUAUGCUCGGUGGGGACGCAGAGGGUUGCAGGCUGGAUACUCAGAUGAUAUCUCAAUCAUUGUCCGAAUCUUGUAA
This is a messenger RNA of Cladocopium goreaui, 1146 nucleotides long. The record is from the annotation of a GenBank genome assembly. NCBI's taxonomy places the organism in Eukaryota, Dinophyceae, Suessiales, Symbiodiniaceae.